Acanthoscelides obtectus is the source of this 2078-nucleotide messenger RNA. The record is from the annotation of a GenBank genome assembly. Lineage: Eukaryota; Metazoa; Arthropoda; Insecta; Coleoptera; Chrysomelidae.
CUGGUCCUUGUCUACGACCUUCUUUUUGCGUGUUAACGAUGUUAAUUAGACCUAAAGUCGCCGGUUGGCGGACUUGUACCGUCACCCAGCGGUUGAUAGUGAGAAAGGAAAACUGAACAGUUUUUGAUCGACAUUUGAAGCAAACGGAAGUUAAACGGGAACAGACAAAUAGUCUAGAUCUAGAUCAACUGAUAAACAAAAAUUUAUAAACAAAAAACAAACAGUAGAUCUAGCAGUGAGCCAAGUGAAAAUGGCUGCUGCUGUGGCUUCAAUUUUGAAAUAUUUGGAAAAUAACAAUCAGGAUUACCCGAUGGAUCAGAACAUCGAAAUACCGCAUCAGAGGGCGAAAAAAAGGAGACUGGACCAUCUGACAUGGGAGGAAAAAAAUACAACGGAAGAAAUUGAAGAACCGUGUGGCUGCCCAGACAUCUCGAGACAGGAAAAAAGCAAAAAUGGAACAAAUGGAGAAUGCUAUCCAACAAUUGUUCUCGAAAACGAGUCCCUGAUGGCAGAGUGCGAAAGUCUCAAAUUGGAUAACCAGCGAUUGUCUCAGGAGAAUCAGGAGUUGUUCAACAGGCUGAGAGCGCCCUGUGUUAGCUGCAGUCAAAACCGGUCUGUCGCGUGCGAGGCUCCCGGAUCGACAGCAUCCGCCUGCCCGACCUCCUCGUCGGCGCAGGACCGCCUCCAACAGAGAGGCGGAGCCACGCACUCAGCAGCGGCUUUGACGGCCACGCCCACAGCGGCGCCAGCCACGCCCACAAUCACUCCUCGCUCCGCUCACCUGUUGCGUGCCCUCUCCCGGACCAUCCUUCUGACAUGCCUUCUCUGCCGGACCUCUUCGACGAGUUGGAAUGCCACCAGGCGACCGGGACGGGCGGCAACGGGCCGCCCAUCGACGGGGCGGAACUCGAACAGCUCGCGCAAAGCCUACUUAGGGACAUCGCCAGGGAUCUUGAGGCAGCUGCACAGAAGGUUGAAUGUCAUGAAUCCGAAGGAAAUCGACAAGAUAGUGAUCGAGAAAUGGUGGGGUCGACAUCAACGCAGCUGGAACCCAGUGGACGUGAAAUCUUAGAUCAGAAUCAUCCUACUUCUGAUGUCGCGUCGCCCUCAGACCAGGCGCAGGUCGUCGAGUCCAAAGAGUUGGAACACGACAUCUCAGAAUAUCUGCUACUCCACCAUAAUUAUGCCGCAAAACCCCCAACCAAGAAACAGAAGACAUCCCAGACAAAAUUCAAAGCUAUCAGACCAAAAAUUGACAAGUCGAGGUCAAACCACAAGUCUUUAGCAUCAAAGAAAAACGACUCUCAGGAUGUGAUCUAUGGAACUUUGGAUGAUAACACCAAUGUGAUCACUAUCUUCGUUGAUGAGAAUGGUCAGCCGAUCAACGAGAAUAUCACUGAUGUGGUUAUAGAAGAUUCAAGGAGUUCUGACGACAGUCAAAUGGCAUUGAAAGAAAAAAAUACGUUAAAGGUUCCAUCGGAAUAUAAACCAAGUGCUUCUCCAGUUUCAGACGUAGGUUAUGAAUCGCUGGGUUCGCCGAAUAGCAUUGUUGAAGACAUUUGGGAUCCUUGCGUUUCAGAGCUCUUCCCUUCUUUGAUGUAAUAAUAUUGAAAACAACUCCCAAUUAUUUCAAAACUUCCAAAGAUUUAGUCGGUGAAAGUUUGCCAGAUUUUAAAUGUUUCCAAACAUGUUUUUGGACUUAAGACAUGCGAUUGAGAUUCUCAUCUGACAAUACUGGAUAAAAACCUAGUUUUAGUUCAAAAUGAUACUAAACAGUAUUUUGGAGGAACUCUGAGACGCUGGUGUCUCUCAAGUGCUUCCUUAAUGUUGAUUUUAAGUGAGGUUAAGUUAUUCUGUUCAGAUUUUUCUAGUAUCCAUGGUGAUAUAAUUUUUGUUCGUGCCGAGUUUUGUCGCAUUGUAGACAGAAAUCGGCUGUUAAAACAAAAAUCUGAGAUCACUGCGUGAAAUAUGAGUUCUGAGAAUCAGAUUAAGUUGACUUAAUUUAUUUUUGUAUUUGACGCAACUUUUUAUACAUAGAUUCUUUAUUUAGCAUAAUAAAGUGUGAGUAGUAGUUUAAA